AUGAGCGACUCUGAUGACUAUUCAUACAUAGAAAGAUGCUUCAAUGGAGCUGCUUCUGUGCUCCCUUUGCCUCUGUGUGAACUGCUCUUCUUUCCAGUGUUAUAUUGUGAGCAUUGGUUCUUAUUUGUUGUUGAUUUGAAGCAAAAAAUAUUUCUAUUUCUUGAUUCUUAUUUCUCCAAGGAUGAUGAUUAUUUAGUUCUCACAAGAAGGAAACUUAUACCCAGGUUUUGUCAUGCAUGGGAUAUGUUUGUUGGUUCUAAUGUUGAUUUUCAACAUUUCAAGAUUGUGUACCCUCGUGUUCCAAAACAGAGCAAUACAUAUGUUUAUGUUCUUAUGCUUUUUAUCUUCAUUGAUUUCUAUGACAUUUUUCAAAAUCUUAUAGUUUGAAAUUUGCUCGUGAUGUACUA
Messenger RNA from Panicum virgatum (switchgrass), 407 nucleotides. RefSeq lists its product as uncharacterized. Gene Ontology annotation, molecular function: cysteine-type peptidase activity. Gene Ontology annotation, biological process: proteolysis. Bases 1 to 387 code for a protein of 128 amino acids. The record is from RefSeq and is a predicted model, not a curated record. NCBI's taxonomy places the organism in Eukaryota, Viridiplantae, Streptophyta, Magnoliopsida, Poales, Poaceae. The transcript is spliced from 3 exons.